Saccostrea echinata is the source of this 564-nucleotide messenger RNA. RefSeq names its product perlucin-like protein. The record is from RefSeq and is a predicted model, not a curated record. The transcript is spliced from 5 exons. Gene Ontology annotation, molecular function: carbohydrate binding. Lineage: Eukaryota; Metazoa; Mollusca; Bivalvia; Ostreida; Ostreidae. Gene Ontology annotation, biological process: biological process involved in interspecies interaction between organisms. The coding region runs from base 13 to 531 and encodes 172 amino acids. Gene Ontology annotation, cellular component: external side of plasma membrane.
UUUGUGAUCAAAAUGGCGAAGCUUUUAGGAACAGUCGUGGUGUUUACCUGUUGUGCACUUGUCGUGUUUGGUGCCUGUCCCUUAGAAUGGUCUGAAUUUCAAGGCGAGUGCUUGCAUUUCAGCAGAUCUGCUAGAGGCUGGGUUGACGCGGCAAAAGACUGCAGGAAAAUGGGAGCCUACUUAUUGACAGAUGACAAUGAAGAUAAACAUAAUUUUGUUACCCAGGUCCUCACAGUUUUACACGAAUUUCGGGAGACAGCAUUUUGGGCAGGCGCCGAUGAUUACAUUUUUGAAGGUCAGUGGCGCUGGAUGGAAACCGGAACCGCUAUAGGGCCAUAUACAAAAUGGGCUGCCGGGUAUCCAUCUAAAAACGAAACUACAAACUGCCUCGUUAUGAAGUUUGUAGGAACCGACCUGUUUUGGAUGGACGAUAACUGUACCCCAUACCACCACGGCAAAGAAUAUGGUGGAAACCAUUAUUACGUGUGUGAAAAACCAUCCGACUCUGGUGGAUCAAGCGUCAUUGGCUGAGAGAUAACUCUAUAUUAUUCAAUUAUACUGAGC